AUGGCUUCUUCUGGAUUAAGUCAUGAACUGAGUUGCUCAAUCUGCCUCAGCUUAUACACAGAUCCUGUAAUGCUAAGCUGUGGCCAUAACUUCUGUGAAAUAUGUAUUACUAUUUCAUUGGAAAAACAGGGGAAACCCGGGAUGUACUCUUGUCCUGAAUGUAGAGCUGAGUUCAAAACUCGUCCUGUCCUGCAGAAGAACCUGAAGCUGGGUAAUAUAGUUGAACAUUAUUGCUCUAAUCCUAAACAAGCAGAAGGAACCAAGAUCUACUGUACAUACUGUGUGACUUCUCUGGCAACGGCUGAAAAAACCUGCCUACACUGUGAAGCCUCACUUUGCCAACUUCAUCUGAAGAGUCACAGUAAGUCGGCUAAUCACAUCUUAAUUGAACCAACUGCUUCUCUAGAGGACCAAAAAUGUCCCGACCAUAACAUGUUGAUUAAGUAUUUUUGCACCGAUGAUAAGUCUUUGUUGUGUGCCUUGUGUAGUGUCAAGGAAAAGCACCAAAAUCAUAAAGUAGAACUUCUCAGUGAAGCUGGUGAGAAAAAGAGAUUAAACUUAUGGGGUUCAAUAAAGAAGUUAAAUUCACAAACUGAGGAGAUCGAAAAUCUAUUCUGGAAGCUGGAUGAAUGCAAGAAAUACAAUCGAGAAAAGUCAUUUCUCUUAAAAGACAGAGUCUCUGCUCUUUUCCGAGGCCUCCGAGAAGAACUGAACUUAAUGGAAAAUAAAGUGGUGGAUGAAAUUGCCAAUCGGGAAGAGAUGAUUUCCAGCAACCAUUCUCAACAAAUUCAAAGACUUGACAAAGAAAUGAAUGAGCUGCACAAGAAAAAGCUUCAGAUUCAAGAAAUCUGUAAAAUUCCAGAUCAUUUAACUCUCCUCAAGCAAACUGGUAUUAAUGUAGAUAAUGAACUCUUCUCUAGACCCACAAUUUACGCAGAAACAUUGGAUGAGGAAAUUAUUAUUGUUACCUUGCUCCGAUCUUUAUGUAGUUUUUCAGAGUUUAUUACAGAAAUGAAGAAAAAGUGUGACUUUAAUGUGGAAGAUUCUACUGAUCUAAUCCUGAAUGUUAAUACAGCAGACCCUAAUCUUGCACUGUCCCAUGAUUUCAAAGAGGUAAUGUAUUCUUCCAGGCAAAAACUUCGACCCCAUCUUCCUGAGAGAUUCUAUACACAGCAAGUAUUAAGCACUAAAAAAAUUUGUACAGGAAAACAUUAUUGGGAAGUCAAAGUCUUUGAUGAUGGAAACUGGUCUCUAGGUGUCACCUAUAAUAGCAUAAAGAGAAGUGGCCAUACAUCGCGUAUGGGUACCAAUCACAAGUCCUGGUGCAUAAGCUGGUACGAUCCAUUUGAUGAGAUGUAUGCAGAACAUGAUUAUGAACGAGAAGAGAUAGAUGACUAUAACUUGACACAUGAAAUCGGAAUAUACUUGGAUUAUGAUGAGGGAGUGGUAUCUUUUUAUGAACUGACUGAUCCAAUCAGUCACUUGCACACAUUCAAUGAUUUCUUUACAGAACCUCUUUAUGCUGCCAUUUUUGUGGAGCGAUUAGCUGCAAUUAGAAUCUGUAGAUAG
Molecule: messenger RNA, 1569 nt
Organism: Bufo bufo (common toad)
Lineage: Eukaryota; Metazoa; Chordata; Amphibia; Anura; Bufonidae
Product: E3 ubiquitin/ISG15 ligase TRIM25-like
Exons: 1
Coding region: 1-1569 (522 amino acids)
Molecular function (GO): zinc ion binding; protein binding
Source: RefSeq, a predicted model, not a curated record